Messenger RNA from Bicyclus anynana (squinting bush brown), 1505 nucleotides. It is a transcript of the gene CSN3, whose product is annotated as COP9 signalosome complex subunit 3. The coding region runs from base 169 to 1440 and encodes 423 amino acids. Lineage: Eukaryota; Metazoa; Arthropoda; Insecta; Lepidoptera; Nymphalidae. The transcript has 9 exons. Gene Ontology annotation, biological process: ubiquitin-dependent protein catabolic process. Gene Ontology annotation, cellular component: COP9 signalosome. The record is from RefSeq and is a predicted model, not a curated record.
ACAAAAAAAAAUCUUUCGAAUUUCAUUUCAAUUUCAAGUUCCGACGCGACUUAAAAAUUGCGUAUAAAUUGUUAUUUAUUGCUAAAAUUACAAUUAAAUAUUCUUAAUUUCACAAUCAGGGCAACUAAACUCGAUCUUGAAGUCAUAACUUAUAUUAAGUACCUAAGAAUGGCAUCAUCUUUGGAACAAUUCGUAAAUAAUGUGAGGACUUCUUCAGCUUCUGGAAAUUUUCGGGAGCUGUGUGACACAAUUGGAAAGUCUGAAGAAGUGUUACAGAGGAAUAGUGCUCAUCUCACCACUGUGCUGGAAACUUUAGAUAUACAACAGCAUUCGCUUGGGGUGCUAGCAGUGUUGGUAGCUAAAUUCUCAUUGCCACAGGGCAACAAUGAUGUGGAUAAAUCAACAAUGUUUCAGCAAGUACAUGAUUUCAUCAAUAACUGUAAUGGAGAACAAGUGAGAUUUUGCCCUGAGCUCUAUGCAGAUUUGUGCCAUUUGCUUACUGACCAUCUUGUUGAACUGAAACAACCCAUCCGAGGAAUAGAAAUCUUGAAGAAGGCAAUUAGAAAAAUUCAAUUGUUUGAUUCACAGCUGACAUCCAUCCAUGCAGAUUUAUGCCAAUUGUGUCUCUUGUCAAAGUGCAUGAAACCUGCUCUUGAGUUUUUAGACACUGAUGUUACAGGAAUUAGUUUUGAGCUUGGUGGUUCAAAUGACUCUAAACAUUUCCUUCUAUACUAUUAUUAUGGUGGAAUGAUUUACACAGCAAUGAAGAACUAUGAUAGAGCCCUUUAUUUCUUUGAAGUGGUUGUGACAGUGCCAGCUAUGGUGGUAUCCCAUAUAAUGUUGGAAGCUUACAAGAAGUACAUUUUGGUUUCAUUGAUUUUACAUGGGAAGAUACAACCCAUGCCAAAAUAUACAUCCCAAGUUGUCUGCCGUUUCCUGAAGCCCUUGUCAGUCGCCUACCACGAGCUGGGCACAUCGCAACAUGCUGCCAUAAAGCACAGGGAAACAUUUGUGAGAGACAAAAAUAUGGGUUUGGUCAGUCAGGUGCUAAGUUCAAUGUACAAGAAGAAUAUUCAGAGGCUCACAAAAACUUUUUUGACACUUUCGCUUAGUGAUGUCGCUUCUAGAGUACAGCUGUCUGGGCCUUCUCAAGCAGAAACUUAUGUGCUCAAUAUGAUUGAAGAAGGUGAAAUUUACGCGAUGAUAAAUCAAAAAGAUGGCAUGGUGGUGUUCCUAGACAGUCCAGAGAAGUAUGCAUCACCAGAAACUUUGUGCAUAUUAGAGCAGCAAAUGGCUGGCUGUACCAAAUUGCAUCAGUACAUUCAAGAAAUGGACGAACAAAUACAGGUCAACCCUCAAUAUGUCAAGAAAUCUGCAGGAAGUCAUGAUGAAGAUAUGCCUGCUACAAGUCAAAACUCAAAAUCUACUUAUACAAUGUAACCAUUUAUUUAACUGUAACCACAUAAUGAUAAGUAUAUAGUCAAAUAAAAAUAUCAAACAAACAA